Messenger RNA from Prorocentrum cordatum, 1350 nucleotides. NCBI's taxonomy places the organism in Eukaryota, Dinophyceae, Prorocentrales, Prorocentraceae. The record is from the annotation of a GenBank genome assembly.
AUGCAGAUCCGCGAGGCACGCUCUCAGGACAAGGGGAGCAAGGCCGAACGCGACGGCCACACCUCCGCAUUGGAUUGCUCGGCACGCCAGAGGGUCUCUGCCAUGAGGGGGGCGGGCAUCUACGUCAAGAGGGUGAUGCCAGUGGUUCCCGCAGCGAUCGUGGUCAACAUCGACAACGCAGAGCACUUCGUGACGACAGACAGCUCACACCAGUGGAUCGCCGCGCCGGCACGUCAGGAGGACCCGCCUCACAACGUCGACUACAACAGCCAGGACACCAUCAAGCAGUUGAUGCUGAGGUAUUCCGAGCAUGGGAGGACUACCCCACUUUUCCUGACGAAGAGAGACGAACUGGUGAGCACGCGCUUCACCACUGUGACCCCUGGCAGAAGCUCGAGCGGUCGGCUCCACCCUCUCGUGAACCUGACAAACGGAGGCUACAUGUUCCAGGGUCUGCCGAUCUGGAGGAGCGCCUCGCUGCCGUCUUCUCAGACCACGUGCAGAAAGCCACGCGACGCCUUCAGCAAGAAACCGUGCAUCAGCAACGGGGCCGCAUCUUUUGACACCAUUUUCCGUGAGCUCGGCUGUCGCACGCAGAUUGUCGAGCAGGAGCAGCAGCAUAUGCGCAUGCAGUCUUCUCUCGCCAUGGCAGAGGCCACGCUCCCGCCGCUCGGCAUGGCUGCACUCGCAAUAUGGGAUCGCCCACCCGACCCUCGCCGUUUCAGCAUCGGAGCGCCCUCGGCCAUCGAGCCUGCGGAGGUUCGGCGCUCAUUGGACCCUGGAUCACUGCAGCAGGCCGAGGCUGCACGCAAGGGCGGCGCCGCUUUUUUGGCCCCGCGGGAUCGCGGCUCCUACUCAUGGAAAACGGAGUGGAUCGCUUGCUUCAUCACGAUGAUUAUCGGCGACAGUUUCGCCCCCUUCUUGCUGCCGAAGUGGGCGCAGCUCCACAUCGUGCGGUUCAGGAGGCGUAACAAGCACUGCGCGCUGGAGGGCAUUGCACAAGGCAACCAGGCCAUGACGGCCCGCCCGCCUGCUGCAGGUGUCUCUGAGGUGCACUGGCACCCCGCCGCGGCAGCGGCCCGCGAAGGGCUCAGUCAGCUGCAGCUGUUGGAAGGCACCGCGCCCAAUCCCGUCGAGAACGACGCCACCUCCGCGACUGGAGGGGGCGAGGCACCCGCAGAAGACGCGGCGUGGCCCUGGAGCGUGAAGCCCAUCGAGGAGAACGCGGCAACGGCCGCGACCGACGAGAGGACCGACGCGCAGCGGCCGCGACCCAUUCACGUCGACAGCGCGGGGGUGAACGACGGACAGAAGUGCUGGUCGUGCUCCUGCACCGCGCAGGAGGGCUGA